Molecule: messenger RNA, 3347 nt
Organism: Anarrhichthys ocellatus (wolf-eel)
Lineage: Eukaryota; Metazoa; Chordata; Actinopteri; Perciformes; Anarhichadidae
Gene: pknox1.1
Product: pbx/knotted 1 homeobox 1.1
Exons: 10
Coding region: 1638-2951 (437 amino acids)
Biological process (GO): regulation of DNA-templated transcription
Molecular function (GO): DNA binding
Source: RefSeq, a predicted model, not a curated record
UCAAAAUCCCUCUUUUUCCGUUCCCUAUCAAUCAAACAAUCUGGGCCGCACGCAAAAAUGCCCCGGGGCGAGGAGUGCGGACCUAGUCAGGGCAGCGGAGGGUGUUUUUGGAAGGGAAGCAGAAGCGGCAGAGCUCCGGGAAGAAUAAAAAAAUCUGUAUACAAGGGAGGGGGUAAAAAAAUAUGUCGGCGUUUUGGGGGCAGAGGAGGAUUGUGGAAAAGCAAAGGGCGAGAGCUAGAAACGAGGCCCGACAGUUGUAACACUGUCGCUGAGGGGAGGACAGCUGUCCCCGCGUGAUUGAUUGACUGAUGUGGGAAGGAUUUGAGGAUCAACCGGGCUAGCCUGGUGUGCAGCCAAUGCUCGUUAAUAUCACCGCAGUUUAAUUACUGCAUAGAGCGAACAAGAAAUGCAUAUUCAUUUAAAAUGUUAAUUCAAAAAUGCUAAGGCUCUUGAUGCUGUUUUGUUAUGUGGGCAAACGACACUCUUCGUAUCAAUCCGCAGCGGGGUCCUUUUUUUGUACCUGGCUAGCUAGGUUAGCUUGUUUUUUGGUAGUGAUCCCCUUUCUAAAUAUGGCGCGUCUCAUUUGGCCUCACCGUUCUAGCGUGAGAAACACUUUCAAGUUAACAGUUGGCGAACGUUAGCUGUAGCUCGGCCAGGCGGUUGUUCAUUGGGUUAACCUUAGAUUAGGUUGGCGAGCUAACGCCAAUGUGGCGUUAACCUUACAGGCGAGCUAAUGUUAAAUAUUGUGGACUAUCAAAGCUUACUCCCGCCGAGCUACUUUGUCUGCGUCAAGACUGCCGUUGCUGUAGCAGAGGAUAUAGCUUUAGUUGGCCAAUGUUUGCUUUCUUUAACUUUUAUCUCCCCUUGCCGCCACAAACGGCGGGCAGCUAACAGAGCUAACGGCUAAGUUCAUCGUGGUGGGUGUGUUAAAAGCAGUUGCAGGGUAACGUUAUCGUUAGCUUACUAUUAUUAUAACAACGCGUCACGGGCUCGUUAUUUCAGUCUCCUGUUUCGUGAGUGUGGUGUACAGAAAUGUGUCUGACUGUUGAUGAGACGUAAAGAAAUAACGUUACAUUAGUAAACGUAGUCGCUUCAUGCUACGGUAGUCCCCCCACAGCCCCUUGUUUUGCCCAGAGGUGUGUGCACAUAUCAACACAUUUACACUUUAAAUGAUACACGUGUUUAUGUCUUCGUUAUUUCUGCAUCCUAUAUAUCCUUCAAACGCGUCACUUAUCAUUUUAGUUUGAUUUUGGAGGAAAUAUGUGAUCAUUACAUUAAUACGCGUUAAUGUUCAACAUCUAUUAUUCGUUUUAUGAAAUGAGCUUCUUUAUUCUCUUACUUACACUCAAGCAGUUUACAAAGCUAAUGAUAAUCUCUCAUCGUAACCUCAUGACGUUCCAGUGUGUGUGCCUAACGUUCCCCUCCAGGUAGUCUAAUGUGCACUGUGUGUUGUGUAGGUUGGCCACCUGUCCCUGCUCUCUAUAAUGCCCCAGUGUGUGCAGCAUCAGCAGUGAACGUGAUGGCAGCCCAGUCGGUUUCCAUAGACAAGUACCCAAAGGGAGAGCAGCAGGUGGGUGAGAGGGAGACGCUUGCUAUGGACCUCAAGGCCUACACAAUCUGCUCCAACUGGCUGAACGAUGCAAGGUGUGGUAAAGGUAGACGGCGAAUCCGAGCAGAAGUUUAUUGAGGGGACGUUGGCAGAGGCGCCCAGUCCGAUACCCACGGAGCCACAGACACCCAUGGACGCGGACAAAGCCUCCAUAUAUCGGCAUCCCCUGUUCCCUCUCUUGGCCCUGCUGUUUGAGAAGUGUGAACAGUCCACGCUGAGCUCUGACUGCAUCACCUCGGCCAGCUUUGACGUGGACAUUGAGAACUUCGUCCGCUGUCAGGAGAAGGAAGGCAAACCCUUCUUCAGUGAGGACCCUGAACUUGACAACCUGAUGGUGAAAGCCAUCCAGGUGCUGAGGAUCCACCUGCUGGAGCUGGAGAAGGUGAGUGACCUGUGUAAGGACUUCUGCAGCCGCUACAUCGCCUGCCUCAAGACUAAGAUGAACAGCGAGACUCUGCUGAGUGGAGAUCCAGGGAGCCCGUACUCCCCCGUACAAGGCCAGGUCCAGGGCUUCUCCCCCACCAAGACUCCGGUAUGGACCACCCCCAGCACUAUCUCGGGGACCAUCAGUCCCCAGGGCCAAAUUGUGGUGCCAGCGUCCGCUCUGCAGCAAGGGAACGUUACCGUGACUGCAGUCAACCCCAGCCAGGUGGUCGCAGGUAUGUCCCCGUGGCAUACAACCCCCCCCUCAGGUGGCACGGUGUACCAGCCUGUUACAGUCGUCACUCCUCAGGGCCAGGUGGUAACACAGGCUCUAUCUCCCGGGACAAUACGCGUCCAAAACAAUCAGCUCCAGCUGCAGUUUCACCAGGACUUGAACCUCUUUAAUCACGACGACAACUCACCCAAGAACAAACGCGGCGUUCUACCCAAACCCGCCACUAAUGUCAUGCGCUCGUGGCUCUUCCAGCACAUCGGGCACCCAUACCCAACAGAGGAUGAGAAGAAACAGAUCGCCAUUCAGACUAACCUGACACUUCUGCAGGUCAACAACUGGUUUAUAAAUGCACGAAGGCGGAUCCUGCAGCCCAUGUUGGACGCGAGCUCCUCUGAGACACCGAAAGCCAAGAAGAAGACUCCUCAAAACCGGCCACUGCAGCGCUUCUGGCCUGACUCCAUCGCCACAGGAGGCACCCAGCAGCAAGUUACCAUGCCCGACGGCACAAUGGUGACGAUGAACAUGGAGGGUCUGCAGAGCCUGACGUCAGACGGCGCCACACUGGCGGUACAGCAGGUGAUGCUGGGGGGCCACAGUGAAGACGAGUCGGGGGACAGCGGCGAUGAGGACGAUGACACGGACAUGGCCGGGCUGGGCCUGGACAACAGCGACUCGUUGCAGUAGAGGACACACUCCCUCACACUCUGAUCUACACACAAGACGUGCGUAAAUAGGUCGGCUGUGUUCUCAAACACACCGUGGGUCAUAGUACACACACACACACACACACACACACACACACACACACACAUUAGGUUUACAUAGCGCACAAAGCCACAGGACACAACAGUCCUGCACUCUUCCAACCCUCCACCCUGCUGAACGGCGGUUUAUGCUGCGUGUGUGAACAUCAGGAGUUUCACUUCAGAAACUGUUUUUUAAUUAUUUAGUUGAUGUAUGCGAGUGCACUUUUUUGUAUAUUUAAGCUCAACAAGAUAAAAUCAAACAGAAGAAAAAAGAAGUGUUAAAAACACUCGAAGCAAGUUUGUCUGCUCCGUUAUGUCGACUGAUUUCUGAUUU